CUGCUAGUAUGGUCUGAAGGGAGAGGCUGACAGCAGAGCAAAAACAACAAACCAAAUCAACUCGUUUUCUGUACAUUUUAAAACAGAAAUCAUUACAACCAUGGAAUUGUGUGAGAUACUGUACAACAAGGCGGAAUACAUUGAAACGGCGUCUGGUAACAAAGUGAGCAGGCAGUCGGUGCUGUGCGGCAGUCAGAACAUCGUCCUCAACGGCAAAACUAUAGUAAUGAAUGACUGUAUAAUCCGUGGAGACCUGGCCAAUGUCAGGGUGGGGAGGCACUGUGUUGUGAAGAGCCGAAGUGUCAUUCUCGCUCCCUCCCUCCCUGUCUCCUCCAGACUAUAGUAAUGAAUGACUGUAUAAUCCGUGGAGACCUGGCCAAUGUCAGGGUGGGGAGGCACUGUGUUGUGAAGAGCCGGAGUGUCAUUCGGCCGCCGUUCAAAAAAUUCAGCAAAGGAGUGGCCUUCUUUCCACUGCACAUCGGAGACCAUGUGUUUAUAGAGGAGGACUGUGUGGUGAACGCUGCUCAGAUCGGAUCUUACGUUCACAUCGGGAAGAACUGUGUCAUCGGUCGACGGUGUGUGUUGAAGGAUUGCUGUAAGAUCCUAGACAACACAGUUCUUCCUCCUGAGACCGUGGUUCCUCCCUUCACCGUGUUCUCAGGAUGCCCAGGUCAGAACACACCUCCUCCUCCUCUACCUCCUCCUCUACAUCCUCCUCUACAUCCUCCUCCUCUACCACCUCCUCCUCCUCUACCCCCUCUACAUCCUCGAGAGCUCCCAGAAUGCACCCAGGACCUGAUGAUUGAUGUGACCAAGAGUUACUACCAGAAAUUCCUCUCUCUCAGCCAGAUAUAA
Molecule: messenger RNA, 855 nt
Organism: Oncorhynchus kisutch (coho salmon)
Lineage: Eukaryota; Metazoa; Chordata; Actinopteri; Salmoniformes; Salmonidae
Product: dynactin subunit 5-like
Exons: 6
Coding region: 346-855 (169 amino acids)
Cellular component (GO): dynactin complex
Source: RefSeq, a predicted model, not a curated record